UGGGUGUUUGCUGCUAUCGCAACGUGUGGAGCGGCUGCAGAUUGACUUCAUAUUUGAAAAGUCCAAAUCAGACUGCCAGAAUCCAUCUCCAGGAAUAGGCAUGUCAGCUGACAAAGCAAUCAAUGCUGUUCAAUAUAGUCACGUACGUCAUAAAGGAUUCAGUCAUUAUAGAGUUAUAGCAAAGACUUCCUAUGUGGAUGAAACCUUGUUUGGAAAUUCUAAUGAGCUUCGGAGUCCAGUGGCUGAAUUUGAAUCACCAUGGCAUUCCACAUCCCAAACUGGUGCUCAACAACCAUCAUUGUGGAGUUCAAGUUCCCAAAUAAAACCUAGUGCUCAUGGAGAAGUUGGACUAGUUCCAAACCCACGUAAAUGUGGCACGCCAAUAAAAAAGAACAAAUACAGGUUAAAAGGCCAUGUGCCUAGCUACUGUGACGAGUCACUAUUUGGCCCAAAGCAAGAGGAUCCAAACUGGGAGGCUCCAUGGACUGCACAAGAAGAUAAAAUAAAGAUUCGUCCGCUCCUGUGGAGUCCCUCAGUCCAUAACGUUAGCUCAAAUGCAUUUUGUUCGUGUAGCUCUCAGUUCUCGUCUGCCAAAGGAAAUCCAGUGAAACCACUUUAUUUAGUCACAAGAGAAUCUUCUACUGAUGCUAUUGCUGAAAACAGAGGUAAAUCAGAUUAUUGGAAGCAGCCAAAGAGUGAUGAACACUCUACUAAUAGCACCCCAAUUCUCGAACAAUCAAAGUCUUUAGUGAGGAAAUCCAGUCCUUGGAAAAGAAUUGUGAAAACAGAUUUUGUGAAAGGAAAACUGAAUACUACAAGGAACACAGAGCAAUUGCAGUGUAAACCAAUUUCACCUUUUACUGGAUUCUCAGGACCAAAGUAUUGCAAUAAACAGAAAGCUGGUAAACUGUCAGAUUCUGUUUCAUAUAGCCAACCCAAGGUAACAGAUUCUGUCAUGUUAAGUCCUCCCUGGAAAUACUAGAGCUGAUUUCGGUAUAACAAAGACUGAGUUAUUUUUAAAACCGGUUUGUAAUAGGAAUGUAGCUACAUUUUCACUUAUCAUGAAAUAACAAUGAUUUAUUUUAAAAAAAGUUAAGUUCAACAAAUGAGAGAACUGUGGGAAGUGAGGUGAAUGUCACUGAGAAGAUGUUGAACCUGGUGAUUAUGUGGAACCAGCGAAAUUCAGAUCCUUCAAGAUGGCUCUCGAAGAACAACAGUGAAUUUUUUGGAGUCAUAGAGAUGUACAGCACAGAAUCAGAACCUUCGGUCCAACUUAUCCAUAUCGACAAGA
Messenger RNA from Chiloscyllium plagiosum (whitespotted bambooshark), 1291 nucleotides. Its product is annotated as RBPJ-interacting and tubulin-associated protein 1-like. Lineage: Eukaryota; Metazoa; Chordata; Chondrichthyes; Orectolobiformes; Hemiscylliidae. The record is from RefSeq and is a predicted model, not a curated record. Gene Ontology annotation, cellular component: nucleus; cytoplasm. Gene Ontology annotation, molecular function: tubulin binding. Gene Ontology annotation, biological process: negative regulation of Notch signaling pathway; nuclear export; Notch signaling pathway.